Messenger RNA from Peromyscus maniculatus bairdii (prairie deer mouse), 1821 nucleotides. RefSeq names its product ribosomal biogenesis factor (gene Rbis). NCBI's taxonomy places the organism in Eukaryota, Metazoa, Chordata, Mammalia, Rodentia, Cricetidae. Gene Ontology annotation, cellular component: nucleolus. Gene Ontology annotation, biological process: ribosome biogenesis. The record is from RefSeq and is a predicted model, not a curated record.
UGGCCAGACUCGGGGUGGCCCUUGCCGUGGGUGGGGUUACGGCUAGAAAGCGCUCACCUAACUGGCUGCUUCUUCCCGGAACUUCCUGUGUCUUGACUUUGUGGAUGGCGUCACUGGGAACCUGAACAGCCGCGUGCGUUUUGCAUUUUGACAAUGGCCAAGAACAAAUUAAAAGGGCAGAAGUCCAGGAAUGUAUUUCACAUAGCCAGCCAAAGAACCUUCAAAGCUAAAAAUAAGGCAAAACCAGUUACUACUAAUCUUAAGAAGAUAAACAUUAUGAAUGAUGAAAAAGUCAACAGAAUGAACACAGCUUUUGUAAAUAUACAGAAAGAACUUGCAAACUUUUCAAAAAGCCUUUCUCUUAAAUCUGUGCAGAAAGAGCUGGAGAAUCUUGUUGAGAAGAAAACAGAAGAAAGGAGAUCAAUGAGAAAGGCAACAGCAACAAUCCAAUAAAGGUAGGAAUACAGAUGGAGUAACCUAAGAAGGUGAUGAUCAGCGGGGACAGUCUGAGUAGAAUCUGAAGGCUCUGCAAGCAGCAGUUCCCGGCAGAGAGGAGCCAAGGAUCACUCAAGGUUUUGUUUGUUUUUUUAAAGUUAUAUUUAUUGGGGGCGGGGCAUAUGUGCCACAGCUCAUGCAUGUAAGACGGGACAGUUUUGUAGAGCUGGUGUUCUUCUUCCACAGACCUGGCAACAAAUGCCUUUGUAUACUGAGUCAUCUCCUUAGCUCAAAAGAGUUUUUGACUUGAACAACUGCAAGUGAGGAACAGCACUGUAGGAAUAGGUUUGAAGGGAUGGAAGUCAGGAACUUAACCUUGGAGACUGUGACAUUCCAAAGGAGAUCACUGGGCAUGAGAAUGUAAGCCAUGAAGGAGACACCAAAGCUAUAAGGGAGGCAGACAUCUCAGGAACAGUGGAAUCCACAAGAUCCACCUAGCAAGGGAACAAAGAGUGUGAGAAAUGAAGAACAACCUGACACUUACACAUGGGGCAUGAACGCAGGAGUUGUGGAAUUCAAAGGGAAGGCGUGUAAGGAAGAGGCCGUGAGGGAAGAAGGUUCAGAGAUCUCCAGGCACCUGGGAAAGAACCAGUUUGGCAGGGGAGGAGGGAUCUCCUGGAGGAACAGAAGGAAAGCUAGCAUAGAGAGCGUAUUUGAAGUGUCAUGCUGUAAUGAGGAACAGAGACAGAAGACUGUAUCUGUAGGAGCUAUGGGAUCUUCAAGAAGUUUUUUCUUCUUCCUCUUUCUCUUUUUUCUUUUGAAGAUAGGUGCUAUUUCAACCUGUAAGUAUGCUGAUAGGAAUGAACUGGCAAACAUAGAUAAUUAACAACACAGAAGAGCAUUAAAGAGACCGUUAGGAGCCAGUGGGAAGGCAUAUUAGGAACUGAAGUCCAACACUGGGCUGAGUGCAAAUGCUGUUACAUUAGUAGACAAAACAGCAGCCGUUUCCUUCCUAAUAUGUUUGAUUUUCUCAUCAGCUUUGGGGUAGAGGGAUGGAAGGAAAAAUACUGACAUAAAAUAGUGGACAGUACAGAAGGUGUUGUUCAAAUCCUAAAUGGUCUUAUUAAUAAGAAACCCGGAGCCAGAUAUUGGGGUAAAUACUGAAAGAUCAGACAGACAAAGGAACAAGCCACUAGAGAAACUUCUUAUCACCACCAAAUCCUCAGUCUGAAUAGAAGGUGAGAUUCUAUCUCCAGGAAUCCUGACUGAAAGCCUGAGUCCUCAGCUGAAAAAGCUCUAGUUCCUGUCUCCUCACGUCUUACACACCUUUCUCCACUCAGCCAUUUCACUUCCUUCCUAGUGCUGAGAUUAAUGGCGUGUGUGCUU